Messenger RNA from Alligator sinensis (Chinese alligator), 7910 nucleotides. RefSeq names its product karyopherin subunit alpha 1 (gene KPNA1). The record is from RefSeq and is a predicted model, not a curated record. Bases 148 to 1638 code for a protein of 496 amino acids. Gene Ontology annotation, cellular component: nucleus; nucleoplasm; cytoplasm. Gene Ontology annotation, molecular function: protein binding; nuclear import signal receptor activity. Gene Ontology annotation, biological process: NLS-bearing protein import into nucleus; postsynapse to nucleus signaling pathway. Lineage: Eukaryota; Metazoa; Chordata; Crocodylia; Alligatoridae. The transcript is spliced from 13 exons.
AGUCUGCAAUACCAGGGAAAUCUGCAACACAAAGAAAGAAAAGUGGGUAAAAUAUCAAGAUAGAGCAAUGGAUAAAUGAGCAUCAAAAUUAGUGGGAUAAGAGGAGAAAGAGAAUAUUAAUAUUGAGCAAAGCAGUAGUCAGGAACCAUGACGACCUCAGGAAAGGAAAACUUCCGACUGAAGAGCUACAAGAACAAAUCAUUAAAUCCUGAUGAGAUGCGUCGCAGGCGGGAAGAAGAGGGACUUCAGCUACGGAAGCAGAAACGAGAGGAACAGCUAUUUAAGCGCCGAAAUGUUGCAACAGCUGAGGAAGAAACAGAGGAGGAAGUCAUGUCAGAUGGUGGAUUCCAUGAGGCCCAAAUGAAUAACAUGGAGAUGACUUCUAGUGCUGUCAUCACCUCUGAUAUGAUUGAGAUGAUUUUCUCCAAUAGUCCAGAGCAGCAACUUUCAGCCACCCAGAAAUUCAGAAAACUACUCUCCAAAGAGCCUAAUCCACCAAUAGAUGAAGUUAUCAGCACGCCAGGAGUGGUGGCAAGGUUUGUGGAGUUCCUUAAACGAAAAGAAAACUGUACAUUGCAGUUUGAAGCUGCUUGGGUGCUGACAAACAUUGCCUCUGGAAAUUCCCUUCAGACUCGAAUUGUGAUUCAAGCAGGAGCUGUCCCCAUCUUCAUAGAGCUGCUCAGCUCAGAGUUUGAAGAUGUACAGGAGCAGGCAGUAUGGGCUCUUGGCAAUAUUGCUGGAGACAGCACCAUGUGUAGAGAUUAUGUGCUGGACUGCAACAUCCUACCCCCUUUACUGCAAUUACUUUCAAAACAGAAUCGUCUUACCAUGACACGAAAUGCUGUAUGGGCUCUAUCCAACCUCUGCAGAGGGAAGAAUCCUCCUCCUGACUUUGCCAAGGUUUCACCUUGUCUAAGUGUGCUUUCCUGGCUGCUUUUUGUCAAUGACACAGAUGUACUAGCUGAUGCCUGCUGGGCCUUGUCAUAUUUGUCUGAUGGACCUAAUGAUAAAAUACAGGCAGUGAUUGAUGCAGGAGUGUGUAGAAGACUCGUGGAGCUGCUGAUGCACAGUGAUUACAAAGUGGUAUCUCCUGCCUUACGAGCAGUUGGGAACAUUGUGACUGGGGAUGACAUCCAGACCCAGACAGUCAUAGAUGCCAAUAUUUUCCCAGCCCUUAUAAAUAUUUUGCAAACAGCUGAAUUUCGGACAAGAAAAGAAGCGGCAUGGGCAAUCACAAAUGCAACAUCUGGAGGCUCUGCUGAACAGAUCAAGUAUUUAGUAGAACUGGGAUGUAUCAAACCACUCUGUGACCUUCUUACAGUAAUGGAUUCAAAGAUUGUUCAGGUGGCACUGAAUGGUCUGGAGAACAUCCUCAGACUUGGAGAGCAGGAAUCUAGACGCAGUGGUGCUGGCAUUAAUCCUUAUUGUGCUCUUAUUGAAGAAGCAUACGGUCUUGAUAAGAUUGAAUUCCUGCAGAGCCAUGAGAACCAAGAAAUCUAUCAGAAGGCUUUUGAUCUGAUUGAGCACUACUUUGGGACGGAGGACGAGGAUAGCAGCAUUGCUCCGCAAGUUGAUCUCAGCCAGCAGCAGUACAUCUUCCAGCAAUGCGAGGCUCCCAUGGAAGGCUUUCAGCUUUGAGGUGCCCCCAUGCUGUGCGCUCCGCUUUCCAGUCAGUCCUACUUUUUGAGCCUCAAGCCACCCAUGGAGUGAUUCUCUCAAUGUUUUCCAUAACCCUGUCUGUGCUCAUUUGCUUGCCUUGUGCACAUGCUGUUACACACAUCUGGAAAACCUUUGGCGCUCUGUGGCAAGAUGCCCCUUUGGCAAGGGCUGACCAGAAUGGUUUGCCUCUAGGCUCUGGACCUCUCCACUUUCAUCUUUGUGGAGUUGGGACAGCUAUAUGUAUGUUUGGAUACUACCCUUUCCUACUCAAGGAGAACAAUCCCUUCUCCACUAGCCCCUACACUCCUGGUAUCCAAGAUAGGCUGCCUUUUCUCUUGUAUUUGCAGCUGUGUGCCUGUAUUUCAGGGAGUUAUUUAGAUUUGCUAUCCCUCUCUAGGUGAGUUUUUUCCAUGCUCUUCCUUGGGUGCCUCUUUGGAUGGCUUUGUGAGAUGCAUUCAAUCCUGACAUUCAGCAUAUCUGAUUACUUCGCUGUAUGUGCCAGCCUGGCUUUAGGCAUAUAGAAUGUGUCACAGAUAUUGGAAUAACUUCUAUGUUCCCUGCAAUUACAGGCACCAAUGGCCGUGCUAUCUAGUUAUUAGAAACACUGAACACAACUGGCGCUCCCCCUUUACAAAAUUUGAGUUCCCAAGCUGGACUGCAGACCACUUUGGAGGUAUGGAUAGUUUCUCAUUUCCCCUCCAUGCAUAAAGAAUGUAUGAGUAGGUCAGUCUUAUCACUUCCCCAGAACAACUUUCCUAACUGAAUGGAGAAAAUUAAGCCCUCCCACUCCCCAUCCCUAAUACUGUAUGAUUCAAAAUGGUCUCUUUAUUAGUUGUACCUUCCCUGUUUUCAUAGGGAAAUUAAUUAUCUGGUCAUCCUUAGCAUUGUGAAGCUGAUAAUUCACUUUUUACAUUUUUUAUACAGCUUGACUGGAACAGGUUUCUCUUCUGUAAUAUACCUUUUGAUGUAAUAGCUUAAUGUGCUAAACUGUCACUGGAAGGAGGGCACUGUAGAGUUAGCUCUCAUGACUGUUUUCAUCCUCAUGCAAUAGAGCUUCCCCUCCAGUCCAGCCCCAAAAAAGAAUCCUGCUGAUCGACCUUUUGUUUAACCAGUAUAAUGACACUACAUUUAAAAAUAAUAUGAAUAUUCUUCCCUGAAUUCUCCUAUUCCUGCCCUUCCAUUUUUACCUCACUACUCACAUGAUCCCAGAUGACUUAGCUUGGAACAAGUGGUUCCCACAAGCUAUAUCUCUAAGGAUUGCUAAAUGCAUGACAGUUGUCCUGUGCAGCUGUAGACUGCGCCUUUACUAGCAGCAUGUUCUUAGCUCUGCAGCCUCCUUGGAUUACAGGCAUCUGAAGGCAAAAGCCAAUCACUUCUCACUCAAGUUAAGCUGACAUCAGUAUAAUCUUCAUGUAACAUAGGAGAUGCCACAUCACUGAAGGUCGUUAUUCUAUUUCUGUGAAUUCAGUGGAUUUUCCAAGCUAUCUGCUCUUUCCUGCAUUGGAAUACAUUCUUUCAAGACAUUUGGGAUCUUUGGCCACACCUAUUUACCCCAAUAUAAACAUUUCAAAAGUUGCCAUUGCUGCGGUAUCAUGCAUCUGUGGUAGAUUCUAUUGACAGAACUGUCUGUAAGAUCUUCCUCGUGACUUCAUUCACUGACAAGCCACUGCAAAAACAACCCACAGGAUACCCAUUCAAACAAAAUCACAUGAUGUACCACUGCAAGAAGCUAAGUCACGGCCUAAACAUCAGUUCUGUGUGGACAUUACUUAAAUAUAAUCUUCAUUUUGUGUUUGUUCUUCAGGAUGGAGAUUCUGACCUGUGUGGCCAUUGCAGCAGCCAUUGACUAUCUCCCUAGCUAACUCUGCUGGCCUCUGCCCUCCAUGUUACUUUCUCUAGUGCUGCUUUGUGCUGAAGGAACAUUUAGUUUACUGCACUUGACCUGUAAAUGGACUUCAGUUCUUUGAAAUUUUAGGGUUUAAAUUUGGAAGUUAAUUUAAAAACAGCAGGAAAACCCUCAAUGUUGCCUUUACAUCACAUACAACUAACUGUGUUUAUCUUUAUUGAAGAGUGAUAGAAGCACUGAUUUAGUAGCAAAAUCUUGUUUUAGCUCUUGGAUUUUUUGUGCUGGAUUUUUUUACGUGUAAAUUUCCAAUAACAUGUCAUUUCUAUAAGAUUUGUUUAAAAUCAUGUACCUUUUAUUGGAUGGUAUAAAAAUGCUACAUAUUUUGUAAACAAAUCUAAGCAAAGUGUGUGUGUAUAAUCUGUAUAUUCAUAUAUGUAUAUUCUGUGUAUAUAUACAAAAAUGUAUAUAUACAUACAUACACACACACACACACACACACACACGUGUGUGUAUAUAUGUAUAUAUAUAUAUUAGUGUUUCCUUUCCCACGCUAGUGAAAAAUGUGGUGCAUUGGCAUUCUCACCCUCUAGGAUAUAAUGACAGUUGCCUCUAAAUGAGUGAAUUAAAACAAACUCCAUUUAAACUGAAUGGUGUGCCUUUCUGUGUAAAGAGCCUGGCCAGCAUUUGUUACUUUUGCCAGUGAAUAUGUUAAACCAGAGCAGAUGAGUAUAAGACUUUAAACUUUAUAUCUUUGCUUGGAAUGUUUGAUUUAGUUAAUGCAGGUAAUAGUGUUGUUGUUUUACUUAUACUUCUCUAAGGGAUUUGACUGGUACCACAUCAUAUUUUGACUGAAAAUCAGAACAAAACCAAAUCUAUAUGGUACACAUUAAAUGGAUUAAAAUCUGGCUACUUGAUAGGUCUCAAUCUAAUUGUGAGGGGGUAUCAUCAAGUGUGUGUUUCCAGUGAGUUCUUGUAAGGAUCAAUUAUUGUUCCUGUAGUAUUUGACAUUUUUCUUAAUGACCUGGAAGAAAACAAAAUGUCUGUUGAUUCAGGUUUUCAGCUGAUACAAUGGUUGAGGGGGAGUGAUAGAUAUUGAAGACAAUAGUUUGCUCAGAGAGCCACCUGGAUCACUUAGUAAAUAGGGUGCAAGCAAAAUAUAUAUGUAUAAAUAGAACAAAAUGCAAGGCUAGUAACUUAGGUAAAAGAAUUCAGGCUAUGCUUACAGAAUCAGGUAUCUCUAGUCCAGAAAGCAGUAGAUCUGGAACUUAGGACCCCAGAUCACUUGAACCAGAGCUUCUAGUGAGAUUCCCUGGCCAAAAGGGCUAAUGUGGCCUUAAGGUGUUUUAAUUGGGGAAAUCUUGAGUAGAAGUAGGGUGGUUACGUAAUCUCUUUGUUUAUCACCAGUGUCCAGUUUUCAUGUUAUUGGUUCAACAAAGAUGUUGAAAAAUUGAGGGGGUUCAAAUGAGAAUGAGAGAAUGAUUAGAGAAUUUGUAAAACAUUCCUUGUAACAAGGAGCUUACCAAUGUUGCUGUGCUAUCAGCACCAACAAUACUGGGGUACGAAGCUUACUUUCUAGCACUGGAUUUGUCAUGCUCAGAAUUUCAGGGGGUUCUUAGAACAGCAGUUCUAGGGCCACAUCUGACCUUUAGCUAUCCUACUUCUUUCUUGCGCUGAGACAGAAGGCAGGGUAGAUUUUCACUGUAUAAACUAACAAAAUCAGAGAUGCUUACAAAACCUAUUGCAGCAGCUUGCUUCGUCAGAUGUGAAAGAGUUGCAGAAAGCAGAGCUUCUAGAUAGAAAGCAGUGAUUAGACUACAAAGGGCAGGGAAGGAAGAAAAAGGAGGGGGCACUACUGGCAGAGGCAAAGUUGGUAAAUGAGAUCAAAACAAAGCAGCUAACCCAUUGAGGGACAGGGGUUAUAAAAGCUAAUCCAAGUAAUAAGAUAAGAAUCGGCAGUCUCAGUUUGAACCAUACCAAGGUUUGUCCUCUUGGGACCAGCACAGGGUACUAUCAGCACACUAGCAGUUGGUGUUGAGGGUCCUCCUUACCACCACUGCCAGUUUUGGUAGUAGGACAGAAAGACUUCUUACCAUCCUCUCAAGUACAUGAAAGGAGGGAAAGUAAGGACCACUCUAGCUACCAUGUAUAGAGGACAUCCGUUUUUCAUUAGCAUAUAUCUCAGGGGUGGGCAAAAUGCGGCUCGCUAGGCCAUUCCAUUCAGCCCACGGAGCCCCUAAAAAAUUUAGAAAAUUAAUAUUUAUCUGCCCCAGCUGCCUGUCAUGCGGGCCUCGAUGGCUUACCAAAACUCAGUAAGUGGCCCUUUGCCUGAAAUAAUUGCCCACCCCUGAUAUAGCUGUUGAAGCUACUUACUGUCUUUGGAACAUAUUGGUGAUUUGUUUUGUAUUUUCUGGAAUAAACAUGACCCUUAAACCUGGUGCAGACCACCCAAAGACCUGUGUAGAGCUAAAAUACUGUUCUAAGCACUUCCUGUGCUCCUCCCCUCUGUUAGUCUGAAUUUAGGCCUUGAAAUCCUGACUAAGAACAGGAGCCAACUAACGUGCCUGGUGGAGUGAAGGAGGGCAGACACUGAUCAAGCAGAUCUAUCUAGGCUAGAAACUUGUUCUUCACUCUUCACUGUUGGCUUUUUCAUAACACUGUCUUUGGAAGCUAUCAUAAUAGGAAAAAAGCCAUCUUAUUUGAGUACCAUAUAUCUGGAAUCAAAAAAACAUAGAUUCUUUCACCACCCAUGAGAGACGCAGAGUUUACUUUUCUUUCCUGACACCCGUUAAAAGCAAAACAAAAAAAAGAUGAUAAUUUAGCAGUGGACAAGGGUAGCCAAAUGACCCAGCUUUGAGACUCUGGGACCCAUCUAGAAGCACCAUAGAAGCAUGCAUAUGAUAUCCAUGAUCUCUAAGCUGCUUCAGAAAUGGUAUGGAAAGACCUGUCCUCUGAACAGAUGGAAAGAAAGGUUGAGCUGUUUGUAUUGAGCUUCUGUCAAGCUCGGUGAGCCUCAGGGUAAAAUAUUUAUAGGUUUUGGGGCAGAAUAGUGAGGUGUUGGUCGGAAAACAUUGUAACAAUGUAUCAUAUUUACUUAAUUCGAAGAUAAGUUCCCCCCCCCCCCCCCCCCCCCCUGCCAUUUUACAAUGAGGGGAAGCCCCUCAUCUUGGAAUCAAGUAUGAGGUGGGGGAGAGCGAAUGGAGUGGGCAGGCAGCAGUUGUGACUCCUAACCACCACCCUGCUCUUCCUCCCUUCCUGCCCCCCACCACCCCAUCCUCUGCUACCUACACUUGCCCUGGUGCUGGUAGGCUCUGUCCCUGCUCCAGCCUGGGGCACAAAGCAUGUGUGUGCUUCAGCCCUAGCUUGGCCCAGAAACAAGGGUAAACAGCAAAAGAGGGAGAUUGGGGUGGGGGCAAGAAGUGGGGGCAGUUUACUUGAUCCCCGCCACCACCUGCCUCCCUUCCAUUGCUUUCCCCACUGCAGCAGUGGAGGGAUAAAUUUAAAGAUGAUUCUCCAAUAAUUAGAUUUUCUACUUGGAAAAUUAUAACAAAUGUAUACAUUUUUCAUGUAUAGAAUCUAAUUUGGGAGGUCAUCUUAAGUUUAGGAUCAUCCGGGAUUUGGGUAAGUAUAAAGUGGAAAGCUAGAUUUUUUUAAAAUAUUUCACAAACUGGAAAAUGGCACAGACCCGUGAACAUCUGGACAGAGGUCAGUUUAUAAUCCAAAUGAAUUGGACACAUGCCAAUCUUGAUCAUACACUCCAGAAUACAAAGUAACAGGGAUGCUAAUUCUAUUGAGAAGAGUUAUUUGACCUUAAGGGCAACAACUCCAGUCCUUCCAUCUAUCCUCUGAAGCAAAGAGUGAACCCCAGGAUUUUCCUUUUAUGGGGCUUUGCCUUUUUAAUGAAAGGAUGGAAGGGAUUGGGAUCCUAGAGAAAAUGUAUGGGCCAGUGCCAAUUUUUUAGGUCAAUCUAAACCUUUCACUUUAAUGCAAAUACUCCUCCAUUCCAGCAUUCCAGCUUUUUUAACUACAGAGAGCACCAGGCUGCUCUGGAGACUUAUUUUGGAAGAAGUUCCCAGCAACAAAAAGACCUAAACAAAUGCUUGAAGUGCCUCCUUACAACCUCCUCUGUCUUCCACCUCCUCCCAGAGAACAGAUUUGAUAUUAUAAGCCAGAGCUGUUAACUAUUGUCAGCAGUCUUUCUGUUCCUGCCUUUUGGGUCUCCUUUCUUCUUCCUCUCUACUUCUACUGAUGUAGAAUUAAUUUAGAUCUCUGGGUACUGGAUAUUCUUCCUCCUCCCUAGUUUUUAGGAGAACAAAUUAAAUCCACUUCUCUUUAAAACAUAGCAAUAAUCUGAUUUAAAUCCCAUUUCAUGGAGGGGAUUGUAUUUCCUUUUCAUUCUACUUUUCUU